AUGAUGUCCUACCUCCAGCCUCCUGGACGCAACCUGGAGCGCUUCGAUGGGCUUUCUCUCAUUUACUGGACACUCAUGGGACCAUAUGGCAUGGAUCGAACCGUGCACUGCUUUGAUUUCUACGACUGUGCAAAUGGACUGGGUAUUAAGGUAAUCGGUGGCAUCAAGGAACUCACUGGAGAAGAAUAUGGAGUUUAUGUUAAGCGGAUCCUUCCAGGGGGUGUUGCUUACGCAGACGGCCGCCUGCAGCCAGGAGACCAGAUCCUGGAGGUCAAUGGAGAUUCCUUAAUUGGGGUUACAAGCGAGAGGGCCGUGGACAUCCUGAGGACAGCAUCGGCCACCAGCCAUAUGCGCCUUCUUAUAGCCCGUGAUGACGACGCCAGGAGAGAGUUCUCCGAGUUGCUGGAGAAGUUUGGCUCCCAGAGCAAUACAGGCUCAGCGCGGAGCUCACCGAUCCUGCACAGCAACAGUCGAUACCUGGAAAGUACAUCCUCGGGCUCCUCCUCCCGCUCUCAGAGCCCGCUGCUGCUGAGCCCUGCCAACUCCCACGGCCCCUUCAUUGGGAACCCAGCACACCCCCCUCAAGCACACUACUCCAUUGAAUCAGGAAUCCAGAGCAUUUCUAUAGCAAAAUCCUCCGGCUUAGGGCUGACAAUCAGUGGUGGAUCUAACAGGCCUGAUGGCCCCAUGAUUUAUGUUCAAGAGCUUAUGCCAGAUGGUGACUGUUACAAGGAUGGUCGGCUCCGACCUGGUGACCAACUAAUCGCUAUCAAUAAAGAUUCUUUGGUGGGCAGCACACAUGAAGAGGCCAGAAAAAUAAUUGCAAAAGCCAAAUUCAGAAUAGACGUGAAAAUCAUUUUCCUGUGCCUUCUUUGUCACCAGACAUUUGCCCACCAGAGCUUACUGUUUCAGGUUCUGCAGUAUCUUGGUCUGGAUGUGACUGAGGAGAAGAAGAGGCAGUUACGGCAAAGCUUGACCACAGACUCGCAGGGGACAGUGGCCUGCGGAGAUCUUCUCCAAGCACUCAGGGAUCUGAUGCAGGAGGAGCUGGACGAGGCAGGUCUGGAUUCCAGCUCCAUGCUCUUCACGCAGCACGAAGUGGCCAGUUUGCUGGAUACAUCGGCUUUUCACUCUCCGACCUUCGACGCCCUCAGCUGUAAUGGCAAUGAGGAGCUGGAGCAGCUGCAGCUGGAAAUGGUGGAUCUGCGGCAAGAAGUCCGAAGGCUAAAGUCUCUGCUGAAAGAGGUGGAGAUCAGCAAGAAGUCAAUGGAAGAUGAGCUUCAGAGACUGAACCAGAAAGCCCUGGGCUUCCUCUCCGAGAACCAGACGCUGCACAGCAAGCUGCAGAUGGCAGAGGUCGUACAGAGACAGGCUCACAGCGCAGAGCAGGACUACGAGGAAGUGAUCCACUUACUGGAAGCUGAAAUUGCAGAACUGAAGAUGCAGUUGGUGGGGAAGAAAGCAAAACACGUCUCUGAAAUAGAGGAGGACAUUCUGGAACUGAGAAGACAGUUGUCCCUGGCUGAUGGCCAGUUACGAAAGUCAGAAGUCUCACGGAAGCGCCUGGAGAUCUGCAAUAGGAAACUGCUCCUGUUUGUGCAGGUGAAGUGCUGA
This is a messenger RNA of Opisthocomus hoazin, 1614 nucleotides long. NCBI's taxonomy places the organism in Eukaryota, Metazoa, Chordata, Aves, Opisthocomiformes, Opisthocomidae. The record is from RefSeq and is a predicted model, not a curated record.